Messenger RNA from Phragmites australis (common reed), 1010 nucleotides. RefSeq names its product vegetative cell wall protein gp1-like. Lineage: Eukaryota; Viridiplantae; Streptophyta; Magnoliopsida; Poales; Poaceae. The record is from RefSeq and is a predicted model, not a curated record. The transcript has a single exon. Bases 80 to 652 code for a protein of 190 amino acids.
ACCUUUCUUCAUUGCCUGAUCAACCCCUCCUGCGAACCCGCGCCGCGCGCACAACAUAAAACCCGACCCCAGUGGCACGAUGCCCCCACCUCCCGACCAGCACCAGAUGCCUGCCUCCCCGUCGCAUCCUUCGCCGUCGCUGGCACCGGCGACCCCUUCCUCCGCCGUGGCCACACCCCGAAGCCGCCGCCGCCCCCUCCCGUCCAAGUCCAACCACUCGCCGACGCCCGUCGCGCCGUCCUCCCCGUUCUCCUUUUUCCCGCCGACGUCGCCGUCGCCGUUCCACCGGUUCCUCCCCUCCCCGCUGCGCGCCUCCUCCGUGCCCUUCUCGUGGGAGCACCGCCCGGGCAUCCCCAAGACGCCCGCCCGGAACCGCUCGUCCUCCUCUAAGGGCAAGCCGCUCCCGCUCCCGCUGCCGCCAUCGCUGCUCUCCGGGUCCUGCGGCGGCCCCGACCCCUACGCCUCCGUCGUCGCUGCCGACUACGCCGCGAUGCAUCCGCCGGGGCGCCUGGGGAAGGUGCGCCGGACCCGGCGGCCGCGGCUGGGCGACGCCCUCGCCGAGUGGCUCUCCGUGCUCAGUCUCUACCGCUCCUUCAAGCGCGCCACCUCCUGCUUCGCCGCCAAGGGCAAGUCGUCGUCGUCGGCGGCAUGAGAGGUAAGUCCUCAGCAAUCUGCUGCACGCGUCGUCAUCUCUCCCCCGUGUGUGCUGUUAGCAAGACAAGACUGCUCUGUAUUUGGAUUUGCGAUAAUUUGCUGUAAAUUAGUGAUCAGGAGGCCCAGUUUAAUCCAUGUACAUACAUACAUGUGCGUAACAGUUAAUUAUUAGUAGCAGCAUUGUCCAAUAAUUCGGCAGGAACCAUUAGUUUUUGUAGUCAAUGAAAUGUUGGUGCUGUAGGUAGCGGUGGUGGUGUGGCAUUAGUAAGGAAAAUACAAGUCCGUGUAGACUUGUGGAGGCACGAUUUAUCUAUAUCUAUGUCGUCACUGUUAUCCAACUAUCUCAUCUAAUAUUU